This is a messenger RNA of Aspergillus wentii DTO 134E9, 525 nucleotides long. RefSeq lists its product as uncharacterized. Lineage: Eukaryota; Fungi; Ascomycota; Eurotiomycetes; Eurotiales; Aspergillaceae. The record is from RefSeq and is a predicted model, not a curated record. The transcript has a single exon. The coding region runs from base 1 to 525 and encodes 174 amino acids.
AUGGACAUCUCCCAAAUCUCCACCCAACUCUCACCCUCCCCCCGAAACUUCCCAGGCUGCUGCCUAGCAAUUUCCCACACAUUAACCACCUAUCUAUCAUCCCUCCUCCCCCAAAAACCCGCAUUCACCCUCUCAAUAGGCAGUGGAUCCGGCCUCCUCGAAGCCCUCAUUUCCCACAAUCAUCCAAACACCCAAGUUGAAGGCGUGGAAGUGAAUUCAUCUGUCAAUGCAUAUAUCGCAGAACAAGACAUUAACGUCGUCAAUGGGACGUGGGAUCUGCAUCCUCGGGCUGGACUGGCGCAGGCGUGGAUGUUUGUGUAUCCGCGCGAACCGGGACUAGUGAAGAGGUACAUUGAGAUGUAUGGAGGGGCGGUGGACAUGAUUGUGUGGUUGGGCCCGAGGGCGGAUUGGGAGGAUUAUGAACCUUGUUUCAGGGGGGAGGGGUUUGGGGAUGUUAGUGUUGGGGGUGAUGAGGUUGGGCUGGCGGGGUAUGAGAUGUUGGCUGUUGUGAGGAGAGCUGCUUGA